AUGGAAUAUAUUUUAUGGAAUCGGAAAGAAUUCGACAUAAUUUAUAAUUGUACGGGAAUUAAUGUUGAUGAUAUUCCAAUUGAAAAAAGAAGAUAUCCAAUAGCUGCAAUUAUUUGUAUUUUACUUGGAUUUAUAUAUUAUCCUAUAUAUUUUCCUUGUCUUUACUCUUUUUGGAAAAAUAGAAACAAAAAUCCUUGUUAUAAGCUUUUAAUUUAUCUUUCAAUUUUGGAUAUUGGCAUACUUUGGUUGCCAACUUUCUCUGCUGGAAUUUUUAGUUUAAACGGUGUUGUUUACUGUACUUCCCCAAUAUCCACAUAUGUUGUUGGGUGUGCUUGUUUAUGUAAGUUUUUAAGAGUGUCCUAA
Meloidogyne enterolobii is the source of this 363-nucleotide messenger RNA. The record is from the annotation of a GenBank genome assembly. NCBI's taxonomy places the organism in Eukaryota, Metazoa, Nematoda, Chromadorea, Rhabditida, Meloidogynidae.